Molecule: messenger RNA, 696 nt
Organism: Pediculus humanus corporis (human body louse)
Lineage: Eukaryota; Metazoa; Arthropoda; Insecta; Psocodea; Pediculidae
Product: Citrate lyase beta chain, putative
Exons: 5
Coding region: 1-696 (231 amino acids)
Biological process (GO): regulation of cobalamin catabolic process
Molecular function (GO): (S)-citramalyl-CoA lyase activity
Source: RefSeq, a predicted model, not a curated record
AUGGUUCUACAAACUAUAAGUAAAAGUUUUUACCGUAAAACACCAAAUUUAUUGCUCUUUAAUUAUUAUAACUUACCCAAAUUGAUAGUCAGAAACUGCACCGUACGUAGAGCGUUAUUUUAUGUUCCCGGUAGCAAUGAAAGAAAAUUAAAAAAAGCAACAACUGAAUUUAAAGUUGAUUGCAUAGUGAUGGAUUGUGAAGAUGGGGUUGCAAUGAAUCAAAAGGAAAAUGCUAGGAAUAAUAUUAAAAAUUUUUUGGACAAUGGUCCAGUGUCUAGAAGUCAACCUGAAUGGAGUGUUAGAAUAAAUCCAGUUGUUGAAAAAGAAUUGUGUGAAAAAGAUAUUGAUGUUUUACUAUCAGCCAAAAAUUUGCCUAUCAGCAUAUGUCUUCCUAAAGUUCAUCAUGUUGAUCACCUACAAUGGUUUUCUGAAAAAGUUUGGACAGCUCUAGUGAAAAGACCAGAAAAUGAUAGGGGUCCAUUGAAAUUAAUCAUUUUCAUCGAGUCUCCAACUGCUGUUAUGAAUUUACGAGAAAUUUGUCAGAAGGCUCUUGAUUUGUCUACAAUGGUUCCAUUAAUACCUGUUGCCUUAGUUUUAGGAACUUUUACAUUUGAAGACACAAUGAUUGACAUGCCUUCUGUUAAACAAGCACAAAAUAUAAUGGAAACUGCUAAAGCUGCUGGAAAAAUUGAAUAA